AUGGCGGCGCCUGCUGCAUCAGCAGAGGCGGUUCUUCUUCUCCUAGUAUUAUUAUUGGUACUCGCCGCGGUGGCGCUGAGAUGCGGCGAUGCGCUGAGCCUGGAUUUGUACGACGAGAGCUGCCCGGAGGCGGAGGCGGCAGUGACGGCGGCCGUGCGGCAGGCCAUGGCCAACGACCGCACCGUGGCGGCCGGGCUCCUCCGAAUGCAUUUCCACGACUGCUUCGUCAGGGGCUGCGACGGCUCCGUUCUGCUGGACUCGACGGCCAACGUGACGGCGGAGAAGGACGGCCCGCCCAACGUGUCGCUGCACGCCUUCUACGUCAUCGACAACGCCAAGCGGGCCGUGGAGGCCCUCUGCCCCGGCGUCGUCUCCUGCGCCGACAUCCUCGCGCUCGCCGCAAGGGACGCCGUCGCGCUGUCCGGUGGUCCGUGGUGGGUGGUGGCCGUGGGGCGGCGGGACGGGCGCGUGUCCCUGGCCAACGAGACGACGGCGCUGCCGGGGCCGACGGCCAGCUUCGAGCAGCUGAAGCAGGCGUUCCACGGCCGCGGGCUGUCCACCAAGGACCUGGUGGUGCUGUCGGGCGCCCACACGCUGGGCUUCGCGCACUGCUCCUCCUUCCAGAACCGCAUCCGGCUCCAGGGCACCGACGCCGCCGCCGACCCUUCCCUGAGCCCCUCCUUCGCCGCCGCCCUCCGCCGUGCGUGCCCCGCCAACAACACCGUCCGCGCCGCCGGGUCCGGCCUGGACGCCACCUCCGCGGCCUUCGACAACACCUACUACCGGAUGCUGCUGGCCGGCCGGGGCCUGCUCUCCUCCGACGAGGCGCUGCUCACGCACCCCAAGACGUGCGCCUUCGUCGCGCUCUACGCCGCGUCGCAGGAGGCCUUCUUCAGGGCCUUUGCAAAGUCCAUGCUGCGGAUGGCCGCGCUCAACGGAGGCGACGAGGUGCGAACCAACUGCAGGCGCGUCAACUCAUCAUGA
Molecule: messenger RNA, 984 nt
Organism: Miscanthus lutarioriparius
Lineage: Eukaryota; Viridiplantae; Streptophyta; Magnoliopsida; Poales; Poaceae
Source: the annotation of a GenBank genome assembly